CCACGCUCACCGCAAAAUUUUUAUCUCCGUUAGGAUAUAUUUGGAAUAAACGAUAAUUACUACAUCUUGCCAUUAUUAAAUACCAAGUUGCGGGGAUAGCUCAGUUGGGAGAGCGUCGAUCUAAAGGUCGCGUGUUCGAUCCACGCUCACCGCAAACAUUUUAUCUUAAAUGGUUUUUUUAGAUAUAUUUGGAACAAUUAUAAUUCUACCUCUUAUCAUCAUUGAACACCAAGUGUGGGAUAGCUCAGUUGUGAAAGACAUUUGUUUUGCAACGCUGCAUGCCAGCUCCGGUGCCUUUCAGGACUCUAUUGCAUCAUCAUCAUGUCAAAAAUUUCAAGCAAAUGGCCACCAUGCCACCACCUUCUCAACUUCAAACCCCAUUUCUCCAUCCACCCAUCCUGUAAUCUCUCUUGUCCAGACCUGCAAAUCCAUGGACCAGCUUCAGCAAAUCCAUUGUCAAGCAAUAAAAACAGGUCUCAAUGCUAACCCAGUUCUGCAAAACAGACUUAUGUCCUUUUGUUGUACUCAUGAAUGCGGUGACUUGAAAUAUGCACAUCACCUGUUUGAUGAAAUUCCCGAACCGAAUUUGUUCAUCUGGAACACCAUGAUCAGAGGCUACUCCCGGUUGGAUUCUCCUCAGCUCGGAGUUUCUUUGUAUGUGGAAAUGUUGAGGAGAGGUUUUGAGCCUGAUCGUUACACCUUCCCUUUCCUGUUCAAGGGAUUUACAAGAGACAUUGCAUUGGAAUAUGGAAGAGAGCUUCAUGGCCAUGUUCUGAAGCAUGGACUUCAGUCUAAUGUCUUUGUUCACACUGCUUUGGUGCAAAUGUAUCUUUUGUGUGGCCAACUUGAUACGGCUCGUGGGGUUUUCGAUGUUUUUUCUAAAGCUGAUGUGAUUGCUUGGAAUAUGAUGAUUUCUGCUUACAAGAAAGCUGGUGAGUUUGAGGAAUCAAUAAGACUUUUUCUUGGUAUGGAGGAAAAAAAAGUGCUGCCCACCACAGUGACCCUUGUUUUAAUCCUGUCGGCUUGCUCCAAGUUGAAGGAUUUAAAAACUGGGAAGCAGGUCGAUAGUUAUGUGAAGAACUGCAAGGUUGAGAGCAAUUUGGUUCUUGAAAAUGCUCUGAUCGAUAUGUAUGCUGCUUGUGGGGAAAUGGAUGCUGCCCUUGAGAUAUUCAGGAGUAUGAAUGACAGAGAUAUCAUUUCUUGGACGACCAUUGUAUCUGGCUUUACCAACAUGGGAGAAAUUGAUGUUGCUCGGAACUACUUCGACAAGAUGCCAGAGAAAGACUAUGUUUCAUGGACUGCCAUGAUCGAUGGAUACAUCCGUUUGAACCGAUUCAAAGAAGCAUUGGAGCUAUUCCGCAAUAUGCAAGCAACCAAUGUAAAGCCUGAUGAGUUCACUAUGGUCAGUAUUCUGACUGCUUGUGCACAUCUAGGGGCCCUCGAGUUAGGAGAAUGGAUAAGGACUUACAUCGACCGGAACAAGAUCAAUAAUGACACAUUUGUUAGAAAUGCAUUAAUAGACAUGUACUUCAAGUGUGGAAAUGUUGAGAAAGCAGAAAGCAUAUUCAGAGAGAUGUGCCAGAGAGACAAGUUUACAUGGACAGCCAUGAUAGUUGGCCUUGCAGUCAAUGGCCGUGGUGAGAAAGCUCUUGAUAUGUUUUCUGAAAUGCUAAAAGCUUCAAUUAUGCCAGAUGAGAUUACUUACAUCGGCGUUCUUUCUGCUUGUACACACACUGGCAUGGUAGACAAAGGACGAGAGUAUUUUCUUAGUAUGACAACACAACAUGGCAUUGAACCCAAUAUCGCACACUACGGUUGUCUGGUCGAUCUUCUUGCUCGAGCCGGUCAUCUAAAAGAAGCCCACGAAGUCAUUGAGAACAUGCCAAUGAAACCCAAUUCCAUUGUCUUGGGGGGUCUUCUAGGUGGUUGUAGAGUUUAUAGAGAAGCCAAUAUGGCUGAAAUGGUUGUGAAGCAGAUUCUUGAGUUGGAGCCUGAGAAUGGUGCUGUCUAUGUUCUCCUGUGUAAUAUAUAUGCAGCUUGCAAGAGAUGGAAUGAGCUGCGAGAAUUGAGACAGAUGAUGAUGGACAAAGGAAUCAAGAAAACACCAGGUUGCAGUUUGAUAGAGAUGAAUGGCACAGUCCACGAAUUCGUAGCUGGGGACCGAUCACACCCUCAAACCAAACAAAUUGAUGCUAAGCUAGACAAAAUGACCCAAGAACUGAAAUCUGCGGGGUAUUCACCUGAUAUCUCAGAAGUGUUCCUUGACAUAGCAGAAGAGGAUAAAGAGAACUCAGUCUUUCGUCACAGUGAGAAGUUGGCCAUUGCUUUUGGACUCAUCAAUUCCCCGUCUGGGGUCACGAUUAGAGUCGUGAAGAACCUUCGAAUGUGCACGGAUUGUCACAAUAUGGCGAAGUUAGUCUCAAAGGUGCAUAAUAGAGAAGUAAUUGUUAGGGACAGAACCAGAUUCCACCAUUUCAAACAUGGUUUAUGUUCGUGUAAAGAGUACUGGUGAUAGCCUUCAAUGCUUAAAUCAAUAACCCCCCCUCCCUUUCUAAAUUCAACUGUUUCUAGCUGUUUACUGAGAUCUAAGUUCACAAGACGUAAGCAUUUGUAUUCAAGAAAAAAACUCCAAUAUUUCCACAAUUCCACCUGACUACAGAAAGAA
Messenger RNA from Benincasa hispida (wax gourd), 2665 nucleotides. RefSeq names its product Pentatricopeptide repeat (PPR) superfamily protein. Gene Ontology annotation, biological process: RNA modification. Gene Ontology annotation, molecular function: zinc ion binding; RNA binding; protein binding. NCBI's taxonomy places the organism in Eukaryota, Viridiplantae, Streptophyta, Magnoliopsida, Cucurbitales, Cucurbitaceae. The record is from RefSeq and is a predicted model, not a curated record.